Molecule: messenger RNA, 1698 nt
Organism: Peronospora farinosa
Lineage: Eukaryota; Oomycota; Peronosporomycetes; Peronosporales; Peronosporaceae
Source: the annotation of a GenBank genome assembly
AUGGCUAUGGAACGCAAGCUGAGUCUACAUUCAGGCUUAAAACAGUUGAAUGAAGGCCGCAUUAAGUGUGAUUUCAACUUGAAUUGUGCGUGUCAGCCCAGUGCCACAGAGACGCGUGAAUUCCGAAAGCGAUGGUUGUUAUUGACAGAUCGUGAACGUGUUACGGCACUAAGUGGAGAUGCAAAUCAGUUUUUGAAGACAGCAACGGACCUGUUGCUGUGUCCUGGCUGUCGUAACAGUGCAGAAGCGCUUUUCUAUAAACUAGUGGACGGUAUUGUCCGAUUGCCACAAAUUGUCAGUCGAUCGGGUCUUUGUUUUGACAAAGACAAUCACUUUCGACUUAGCGAGUCGUGUGUGAACAGUCCGGAUAAAUUAUUCUCGCUUUUCUACCAUCAAGAACAAUGGGCUAAUACGACGUUGAUGAAACCCACCAAGUCAAGCAGUAAAGCUGGUACCUCACGUGCAAGAUGUCAGCUACACUCGCAGCGGGUACGGGGUCGCCCGCGUCCUGCGGCAUUUGAGGCACUGUGGCAUAAGCUACCGGAAGAUCACCAGCGGCAUCUCUCUCAUAUUGACUCGGAUCAAUUCUUGACCGAUCUGGAGAAUUAUCUGCGACGUCAUCGUUUUUGUUGUCGAUGUAAGGAGAAGGUAUUAGAGGCAUAUGAUUUGCUUGUUGGGUCGAGUUGUAGUGAGGAUGACUGCGAGGAUUGUGGGGGCUUCGAAUGCGCGGAGAAACAUCACGAACACAGCGAUUAUGGCGAUGAUUUGCACUACACGUCGUACUUGUUCGAUGAACUUGCAUUUUCGCGCGCUACGAAUCAGAUUAUCGUGCCUUGUAAUAUUGAGUUUAUGUUGCAGUUGAUGUCUCGAGCAGACCAGGAGGUUGCAGGUGAUUAUUGGGGCGAUCGUCAUGCACGUACAAUCGCCGAAGCACAGGACGAAGUUCUAAUGUGUCUGGGCAUGGUAAUUUGGGACAAGAUGCAGAGCCUAUGGACCAAGACUCGAACAGAAAAGCGCUCAGAAGAAUUAGUGGUGCACUGCGCUUUGUCUACACUACGUCGUAACUUUGACGUGGCCUUGGAGGCGCUGCAUGGCGAGGCGAUGAUCGAACAGCUGCUGGCAGAGGAAGAUGAUGAGUCUCGGAGAAUGGCAAAGAAAAAGGAGAAGCGAAAGGAGAAAAAGAAAAAGCGCAAGUCAGUAACAAAACUGAAGCAAAGGAGUCGAUCAGAGUCGGAGAAGAGUUGUCAGUGCGAGAAACAAAAGCCCAAGCCGACCAAAGCGCGUAAGCAAUCUGAUAGCAGCAAGACCAUGACGUCCCAAUCGUCCACCAACUCACUAAGUAGUCAAGAGGACGAUGACGAUCUCACCAGUUGCAGUAGAUCCACAGAUGUGAUGGGAACGCAUCAGUGUGACUCGACUUGUGAUGAGCCGUGUGAGCGUGGAACGUUGACAUACGACGAGCGUAUGGAAUGGCAACUACUGUCGUCUAUGGGAUGGAAUGCGUCUAACCAAAUUACACCAUCCUUGCCGGAGUUGGAUGUGGAUACGGAUGACGAAAACCAUGGUAUUCCUGAAGAUGAAAUUCGUUUCUGGAAACAGAACCGCUCGAGUCUUGUUCGGCGACGAAUGGCUCAACGGCAGGAACUCCAGGAACGUUUCGACCAGUUUGUUUUGCGCACGACAUCUCUCGACGGGUAG